Molecule: messenger RNA, 1290 nt
Organism: Candidula unifasciata
Lineage: Eukaryota; Metazoa; Mollusca; Gastropoda; Stylommatophora; Geomitridae
Source: the annotation of a GenBank genome assembly
AUGUUUUGCUGCUGUGCUGAAGAAGCCAACACUCAUUCUGCUGAAGAAGCACACCAGAAUCCUAACAAGACUACACCAGCUAAUACUCAGUCGAGGAACGGAGCUGUUUCAACACCCAGCCAAGCUUCAGGUGGUGGAGCCACUGUUGGCAGUCAAGCAAAGGCUGCAGUCACCCAGCAACCAACAGUCCAGUCCAGUAGCGCUGCUUCCAAAGGUCACCUAGAAACACAGAAGGACCUCCCUACAUCUGGACCUGCCGCAAGAAAAUCAGAAGAGCAGAAGUCAGCUGCUGUAGAAGUGUCAGAUAUUAAAGUUAAGGUUAAGGAAUCCGAAUCUUCUAACAAAGUUCCUUCAGAGCCAGUGGGUCAGAGUGGUGGCCAGGUGGUCUCUGCAGGUAAAACUGUUAGUUCUUUGUCUGCAGAAGGACAAAAUUUUGGCUCCAAGGAGCCAAAAAAGGUUGACCCCAAAGCUUUCAUAUCUAAUAUGCCAAAUAUUGAACAGUUAAAAUCAGUAAAUUCUGAGCUCGACAAAUUAGACAAAGCCAUUGGCGAGGCAGAAGCUAAGUCCAACUGGGAAGCUAAAAGUUCUAUCAAUAAGCUAGCCAAUCAGCUGAAAGCUUUAACCUCACAGGUGCUAAAGGCGUCUGCUGUAUCUGGCAACAUGAGUGACAGCAACUUGCAGGCAGUGGUAUCCAGGCUGGAAGCGGUUGCAUCACGUCUGGAGGCUGUGGUUUCUCGGACAGGAGGUGGGCAAUCAGCGGCUGGUGAUUCAGAUGCUGUGUCACCCUAUGUAGUUGCCUACGAUGACAUACUUUCUGGUCCAUUGGCCAAGUUUCUCUCUCUGUCCAGUGACAUUGGAGGAGAUGUGAAGAUUCAGGCUGGUCUGGUGAAGGAAGCAUUUGAUGCUCAGAGGAGUUUCCUGGUCAUUGCAUCAAAGAGCAAACAGCCUGAUCAGAACACAUUUGUGGAAUUGCUGAAACCGUCUGCUACAAAGCUACAAGCGGUGCAGGAUUUUCGUGAGAACAAUCGCAAGAGUGAUUACUUCAAUCAUUUGUCUGCAAUCAGCGAGUCCAUUGCUGCCUUGGGAUGGGUCACUAUUACCCCAGCCCCUGGUCCUUAUGUGAAAGAGAUGUCAGAUGCCGGCACCUUCUACACCAACCGUGUCUUGAAAGAUUACAGGGAGAAAGACCCCAAGCAUGUUGAAUGGUCUCGAUCCUGGCUGGCUACUCUGACAGAGCUGCAAGCCUACAUCAAGCAGUUCCACACCACGGGCCUCUCUUGGAAUCCUCAG